This is a messenger RNA of Rhizophagus irregularis DAOM 181602=DAOM 197198, 279 nucleotides long. NCBI's taxonomy places the organism in Eukaryota, Fungi, Glomeromycota, Glomeromycetes, Glomerales, Glomeraceae. The record is from RefSeq and is a predicted model, not a curated record.
AUGAUCAUCCUUACACUUAAUUUUUACAUCGUUAGUGAUGUUACACGCAAUUACUCCGAAAUCGAUACUAAAUUUUACCCAGUUCGGCAUAAUAAUAAAAAUUCAAUACCUCCCCUUUCACUUCAGUUAACAAAAAUGUCAUGCUCAAAAAUAUUUUCAGGAGAUUUACCUGAAUUAAUGUAUAAAAUUAUAAAAUAUUUUCAAAAUGAUUAUUCAACUUUAUAUUCGUGCAUUUUAGUUAACAGAUUAUGGUGUCGUUUAACGAUUCCAUUAUUAUGG